Molecule: messenger RNA, 737 nt
Organism: Myotis davidii
Lineage: Eukaryota; Metazoa; Chordata; Mammalia; Chiroptera; Vespertilionidae
Product: chitotriosidase-1-like
Exons: 6
Coding region: 54-737 (227 amino acids)
Biological process (GO): chitin catabolic process; carbohydrate metabolic process
Cellular component (GO): extracellular region
Molecular function (GO): chitin binding; chitinase activity
Source: RefSeq, a predicted model, not a curated record
CUGCCGGGUACGAGGUGGACAGAAUCGCCCGAAGCCUGGACUUCAUCAGCCUCAUGGCCUACGACCUGCACGGCUCCUGGGAGCGGACCACCGGCCAUCACAGCGCCCUCUACCCGAGGCAGGGGGAGCAGGGGGCGGCAGCUGAACUCAACGUGGACUCCGCGGUGCAGCAGUGGCUGCAGCAGGGGACCCCGGCCAGCAAGCUGGUCCUGGGCGUGCCCACCUACGGACGGACCUUCACCCUGGCCUCCCCGGCAGACACCGGGGUGGGGGCCCCGGCCACCGGGCCCGGCACCCCAGGCCCCUUCACCAAGGAGGCAGGGCUGCUGGCGUACUACGAGGUGUGCGCCUGGAAGGGGGCCGCCCAGCACCGCGUCCCAGAGCAGGAGGCGCCCUACGCCGUCCGGGGCGGCCAGUGGGUGGGCUUCGAUGAUACCGAGAGCCUCAAAGCCAAGGUCAGCUACCUGAAGCAGAAGGGCCUGGGCGGGGCCAUGGUCUGGGCGCUGGACAUGGACGACUUCGCGGGCUCCUUCUGCAACCAAGGCCGACACCCCCUCAUCAAGACCCUGCAGACGGAGCUGCGGGGUCCGGGGGCAGGUCUCCCACACUCGCCUUCGGAGCGCCCCCAGCCCGUAAAUGAUGCAGUCAAGAGCUCUGAGUCUAUUAGUGUAUGUAAGCGAUCAAAACAGUGCCUUGAAUCGAGCUGUUUUAAGAAAUAUAAGAUCUCUUGUUACUAA